AUGGCGGUAUUCUCAAUUCAUCCCGGGAAGGGCCCAGGACCAGAUGGGUUCUCUUCUUCUUUCUACCAAUCGUUUUGGACAAUCAUUGGUGAAGAUGUCUGUCGGUCCAUCCGAAGUUUCUUUGAAACUAGCUACCUCCAUCCGCGUCAGAAUGAGACGCAUGUGAGGCUUAUUCCAAAAAUCUCAGGACCAAGGAAAGUGGGAGACUACAGACCUAUCGCUCUUUGCAACACUCAUUACAAAAUUAUAGCUAAGAUCCUCACUGGCAGACUCCAGCCUAUUCUGCCUGAACUUAUCUCUCCAUUUCAGUGUGCCUUUGUGCCUAACCGUGCGAUCUCUGACAACGUCCUUAUCACACAUGAGAUUCUUCAUUUUCUUCGUACUUCAGAGGCUAAAAAGUUUUGCUCAAUGGCUGUGAAAACAGACAUGAGCAAAGCUUAUGAUCGAAUUGAGUGGGGAUUUCUUAAAUCAGUGUUAGAAAAGCUUGGUUUCAGUGAGAGAUGGAUUAGCUGGAUUUCGGCUUGUGUUAGCUCUGUGUCCUACUCCUUUCUCAUAAAUGGAUCACCACAAGGACAAGUGAUCCCAUCCCGCGGAUUGAGACAAGGAGAUCCUCUCUCCCCCUACCUCUUCAUACUAUGUACUGAGGUCCUGUCGGGACUGUGUGUUAAAGCUCAAGACCAAGGUAUCCUCUCUGGUAUCAAGGUGAGCAGAGCAAGUCCACCAGUUAACCACCUUCUUUUUGCGGACGAUACUAUGUUCUUUUGCAAAUCAAAUGCUAGAUGUUGCCAAGCGCUCACUCAGAUACUAGCAAAAUAUGAAAAAGUAUCGGGACAAUGUAUCAAUCUUACGAAGUCCACAAUCACCUUCUCAUCAAAGACACCGGCAGAAGCAAAGGUCAGAGUUAAGAACUCGCUAAAUAUCACUCAGGAGGGAGGACUUGGUAAUUACCUAGGUCUACCAGAAAACUUUGGGAGGAAGAAACGAGACAUCUUUGCCUCUAUUGUGGAUAAGGUCCGACAACGAGUACACAGCUGGCCAGGUCGUUUCUUAUCUGGAGCUGGGAAACAAGUGCUCCUUACAACGGUUCUCACUGCCUUACCAAUAUACCCUAUGUCAUGUUUUAAACUCCCUGUCUCCCUUUGCAAACAAAUCCAGUCUGUUCUCACACGUUUCUGGUGGGAUGACAAACCGGAGGUUAAAAAAAUGUGCUGGGUGUCUUGGGAGUCCCUUACUCAACCAAAGUAUUUGGGAGGACUAGGCUUUCGUGAUCUAGAGAAAUUCAACGAUGCCCUUUUGGCAAAAACGGGAUGGCGGCUCCUCACUCAACCAGACUCUCUGCUUACGAGAGUUCUUCUUGGGAAAUAUUGCAACUCCUCAAGCUUUCUCGAAUGUUCAGCUACACCAAGAGUGGCUUCUCAUGGCUGGCGAAGCAUCCUUACGGGUAGAGAACUGCUUCUUAAAGGACUUGGUUGGUCAGUAGGCAACGGUGCAUGUAUUAAUGUUUGGAGGGACGCUUGGCUAUCGCUGGAUCACUCCCAAGCUCCAUUUGGGCCACCUACUGCGGAUACUGCAGAGCUAAAAGUGCAGGAUCUUCUAUGUCCUGUCACAAAUGAUUGGAAUGUGGACGUUAUUCGUCAGAUCUUACCUCAGUAUGAGGAACCAAUUCGUAAGCUUAUUACCAGCUAUGUCCCGUCUACAGAUGCUCUGGUUUGGUUACCUGAGAACUCAGGGUCUUACUCGACGAAAUCGGGAUAUGCUAUCGCAAAACAAUUCCAACAACAGUCGACCAUUGAUAGCUUUAACUGGAACAAACAAGUUUGGCAAACUAAACUUCCCCCAAAACUGAAAAACUUUCUCUGGAAAAUUGCAGCAGGGGCUCUCCCUCUGGGCUCAAACCUCGUAAAAAGAGGAAUGGUUGGAGCUGCUAACUGUAAAAGAUGCAGUCUGGAGUCUCGCACCCUUUGCGGCCCUACCAAACCCUUCCACACUCACGUCCGCCAAACUCUUGUUACAAAAUGCAGUAGGUCUUGUGAGCCUCCCCCGUGUGGAGUGUCCCUAACCCCCCUGGUUCCCUGGAUCAUGUGGAACUUGUGGACUGCGAGAAACCUGCUCCUCUUUGAAAACAGAGUCUACUCUGCAAUUGACGUCAUGCACAAGGCGAUCACAGAUGCACGACAGUGGCAGGAGGCCCAGUUAGCUAUCCCCAAACCUUCCCAAAGACCUCUGGAAAUCCUGACUCCUACUACCUCGGCUCAGUCUCAUGUGUGCUUCGUAGAUGCUGCAUGGUGCCCAGCUUCAGGAUCGAGUGGAGCUGGUUGGAUCCUCAAAGACCAGUCAGAAUUAAUCCUUUCUCAGGCGUCCGCAACACGCCCCUUUGUGCCUUCUGCUCUAGCUGCAGAGGCGUUGGCGAUUCGAAGUGCUCUGUUUCACAUCACUUCAAUCGCUCAUUUCUCUUCAAUCCGAUCUCUCAAGAUCUGUUCUGAUUCUCAGGUUCUUAUUAAGCUGCUCAAGACAAACGGAACCCACAAGGAGCUUAAAGGAAUACUACAUGACAUUCGUUGUCUGCAGAAUUCUUUCUCCUCUAUCCUUUUUAGUUAUAUUUCUCGUUCAAACAAUAUGGAAGUGGAUGCCCUGGCUAAAUCCGCUCUCUCUGCUUCAGUUCUUGUAACCAACUCCUCCCUUAGUGGAGUUUAACUCUUUUAUUUAUCA
Molecule: messenger RNA, 2709 nt
Organism: Camelina sativa (false flax)
Lineage: Eukaryota; Viridiplantae; Streptophyta; Magnoliopsida; Brassicales; Brassicaceae
Source: RefSeq, a predicted model, not a curated record